Petromyzon marinus (sea lamprey) is the source of this 2204-nucleotide messenger RNA. RefSeq names its product polypeptide N-acetylgalactosaminyltransferase 18-like. Gene Ontology annotation, cellular component: Golgi apparatus. Gene Ontology annotation, biological process: protein O-linked glycosylation. Gene Ontology annotation, molecular function: polypeptide N-acetylgalactosaminyltransferase activity. The record is from RefSeq and is a predicted model, not a curated record. Lineage: Eukaryota; Metazoa; Chordata; Hyperoartia; Petromyzontiformes; Petromyzontidae.
GGCACCAUGUGAUAUGAAUAAGGGCCAUUGCCUGAAAAGUCAACGAUUACAAAAGGGUACUUUUAAGGACCCCAUGUUAUUGACAGACACGUUGAGUUGUUAUUUGUGCUUGUGCAUAACUGCCAACACAGCAGCAGCAUCACCAAAUGAUCUGUGUUUUACCAAGACCGGGUACGAAGAUGGCCGUGGCGAGGAGGUCGAGCCUCCUGUGUUUCUUCCUCACCUUCUCCUGCAUCGGAAACCUCCUGUGGAUGCUGAGGGAUUUCGCCAGCACCUCGACUGUCACCGUCAGAUCAGGAGAGGGGUCGACCCCUCUGUCUAGAGAGAGCGCAGUCCCGUAUGAGCCUUGGGAUCUCGCCGCGCAGCUUAAUAAAAUCGAGGACAUGCUGGAAAUUAUUCUGGAAGAUGGCGCCGAGUCUGAGAAGACACCAGAGAAUGCACCGGUGUGUAAAGGGAACGAGUGGGUUUAUAGCCCCGAGACUCAUCUCUUCAAGGAGUGGGGCAAGGACCUCUCGGCACGGCAGAAGCGCAAAGCGUGUGAACGCUUCCUCACCUACGGCUACAACGCCUACCUGAGCGACCGGCUGCCCCUCGACCGCGACGUGCCCGACAAUCGGCCUCUCGGAUGCAGCACCAAAAAGUACCCGUCGGAGCUGCCGGCUCUCAGCCUGGUGCUGAUCUUCUACAACGAGGCCGUCUCCAUCCUGCUGCGCGCCGUCACCUCCGCCGUGCGCAACACGCCGCGCCACCUCCUCAAGGAGAUCAUCCUCAUAGAUGACUGCAGCACCUUGGGAGACCUGCAAGAACAAUUCAAAGCGAGGAUCGCGGCACUGGAUCGCAAGUACCCAGAGGUCUCCAUCCGCAUCGUCCGGCAUGCAACGCAGCGUGGGCUCAGCGCGUCGCGCGUCACCGGCAUCCGGGCCGCUACGGGGCCCGUGGUGGCCGUCAUGGACGCGCACGUGGAGUUCCCCGUCGGAUGGGCCGAGCCCAUCCUGGCGCGGAUCCAGGAGGACCGCCGCGUCGUGGUCUCCACGGUGUUCGACAACACGCACUACGACACGCUCGAGGUCCACCGCUACCCGUCGCAGGCGCAGACGUUCACCUGGCAGCUGUGGUGCACCUACAUGGUGCCCCCUCUCAAGUGGUUCUCCGACAAGGACGUCACGGCCCCCAUCAGGAGUCCGAUUGUGAUGGGCUGCAUGGCGGCCAGCAAGAGCUACCUGGAGGAGAUCGGCUUUCUGGAUGAAGGCAUGCAGGUGUACGGAGGGGAGAACGUGGAGCUGGGCCUCAGGGUGUGGCAGUGCGGGGGCAGCGUGGAGGUGCUGCCCUGCUCGCGCUUGGCUCACAUCGAACGCCACUUCAAGCCGUACGCCCCAGACCUGAGUUCCCACAUGCGCAGGAAUGCGCUGCGCGUGGCCGAGAUCUGGAUGGACGACUUCAAGAGGAACGUCUACAUGGCCUGGAACGUGCCCAUGAAUGGAUCCGGGAUCGACAUCGGUGACAUCUCGGAGCGCAUGGCUCUGCGCAAGCGGCUCAACUGCAAGAGCUUCGCGUGGUACCUGGAGAAUGUGCUGCCCUCACUGCCACGGCAUGAUGACAUCGUCCAGUACGGCGUGAUGACAAACAACAAACAAGUGGGCAUGUGCAUGGACAAAGGAAACCCAAUCUCACAGCGUCCCAUUCUGUACCAGUGCCAUGGAUACACCCCCCAGCUGGCAAUGAGAACCUCAGACAACCGGAUUAUGAUCGGGCUGAACAUAGACUUGGUGAGCCCCGGAGCUGUGUGUCUGGGGGUGUCAACAUCGGGAGUCGAGCCUGCGUUUGUGGACUGUCAGCUGUCCGGUCAGGAGGCCAGCAGCAGGCUGCUUCACUUUGAGAACGGAGAACUGAGGUUCCAGAAAGGAGAAAAGUGCCUGGAGGUGAAGGAACCUGCAAAGAAAAGCUACAGCCUGGAGCUCGUGCUGGUGCCCUGUUCUGGGCAGAAGUGGGAUUUGGCGUACUUCCGCAAAUCGUAGCCCCAAUACAGGGAACACAUUAUAUCAAGAUGUCAUCAUCGUGCUGAAAGCUGUCGAUCAGUAUCAGAAUAUUUUUUUAAUAAACUGGAGAAAUCCCAUGAGCUAUAAAGCUCUUUUUCAAAGGUGUCCAUUCGGAGUGGGUAAGAACGUUACAACAACAAACAACACAAAAACACGAUAGGAGUGCAA